Molecule: messenger RNA, 3654 nt
Organism: Limulus polyphemus (Atlantic horseshoe crab)
Lineage: Eukaryota; Metazoa; Arthropoda; Merostomata; Xiphosura; Limulidae
Product: zinc transporter ZIP9-A-like
Exons: 7
Coding region: 232-1182 (316 amino acids)
Biological process (GO): zinc ion transport; transmembrane transport
Cellular component (GO): membrane
Molecular function (GO): metal ion transmembrane transporter activity
Source: RefSeq, a predicted model, not a curated record
AUAAGGUAUUGCGUGGUGUAAACACGUAGAUGGUCGAUGUAAAUAUAUGACAAAUUUAGUGAUUGACUAACUAAAGAAUCCUAGACCAUAUGUUUGUGUUAUUGUUGCACUAGACACUAUUAAUCAGUUGUGUUUUAGAAUGUUUACGUUUUGAAAAUGUUUUAACUAAAAUUUUAGAAUUUUUGAGUAACUUUUGCUAAGGGUAAAAAUAAGACGUUUGGACAAUUCAUCAUGAAUGAAAUAGUAGUUUUGAUUCUUCUAUCUCUUGCUAUGUUUAUGUGUUCUUACAUGGCAGGAGCUAUUCCAUUGAUUGUAAUGCUAUCAGAGGAGAAAUUGCAAUUAGUGUCGGUGCUCGGUGCUGGAAUCCUAGUUGGAACAGCGUUGUCAGUGAUAAUUCCAGAAGGUGUCAACACAUUAUACUCAUCUCAGUUAGCAAUGAUACGUGAUCAGAUUGAGCUGCAUAAGCAAGAUAUGACAACAGACAAGACUAAUCACCCAGAAAGUUACAAAAAAGAUAAUUUGCUUACUCUUUUCACAAACCUUGGGGAGAUCCACUCUGUGAUUGGAGUUACACUGGUUUUAGGUUUUUUAGUCAUGCUUUUAAUAGAUCAGAUUGGGUCAGCAUAUACAAGAAUUUCAAAUACAGAUGCUGAAGGAGGACCAAAGCAUGAUAGAUACGGGAUAACAGCAACUCUUGGUUUGGUUGUUCAUGCAGCAGCUGAUGGAAUAGCUCUUGGAGCAGCAGUCACUACUUCACACACAGAUAUAGAAAUGAUUGUUUUUAUAGCAAUUAUGCUGCACAAGGCACCAGCAGCAUUUGGACUUGUAACUUUUCUCUUACAUGAAGGGUUGGACAGAAGCAGAAUUAAAAAACAUCUCCUUAUAUUUGCUCUUGCUGCUCCAUUGCUGUCUGUGAUUACAUAUUUUGGUAUCAGCCAAUCGACUAAAGAAGUUUUGUCAACAAACAGUGCAACUGGGACUGCUAUGUUAUUCAGUGCAGGAACAUUUCUUUAUGUUGCUACAGUCCACGUUUUGCCAGAAGUGGUCAGCCAGUCCCAUAACCAUUCUCUUGGCUCAGACCCUACAUAUGCUGAACAUAAAAGAUUUCAUAAAAUGGAAACAGUAGCAUUAGUAGUUGGUGCUCUUCUUCCUAUGUUCUUUUCUGUUGGACAUCAUCAUUAAAUAAUAAUAAUGAAAAAAUAGAACAGAAAAAAGAGAGGAAUGAAAAUGUUUGUUCAUUUCUUUACAUGUUUAAUAAAUGUUUAAUAUAGGUACUCUAAAUGACUUUGAAAACAAAUGGGUGUAUAUUAUGAGUGGCAAGAUAAAAUAUUAAGUUGUUUUACUUAAAAAUGUUAGUGCAUAAAAAAGCAUUUUAUCAUGUUUGGAACAUUUAAGAUAAACUAAUGUUAACUGACAUGUGUUUGUGAAGCUAAAGAUUUUACAGGAAAUAAAUUUGUAUUGUUAUCAUAAUUCAUAUUUGUUAGGAAAACUGUGAGCUUGCAAUGGUUAAAGAAUCAAAUUCAAAUAUAUGAUGUUCUAUCUUUUUUAUAUAUCUUUGUUGUAUUGUACUUUUGUGUUUAAUAACAUUAGAUGGAAGUUCUGGAAAACAAGGUUUUUAUAAAGUUCACUAACUUUAGUAAGGAGGCUUAGGCAGGUGGAGUUUGUACUAAGUUAUUUAAUAACUGGAGAAACAAUUGAAUGAAAGUUUCUGAAUUAAUAAUAUUUACAGUGGUUAAUAUGUGUGUAAUAUUAAUGUAUAUUGUUUGUUAAAACUUCAUGUAGCAAUAUUCAUAAUUUUAAGAUUUGCAACCUUUUUCAAAGAGAACUUUUUUCAAGACAAGCAAACUGUAAAUAUGUUAAAAGAAGAUGAUUCCAAAAGUGAAAAUCGUUUUUUUAAGAGUUAAAUAUAUUAAAUUGAAGAUUGGUAUCAGUAUGCUAUGUUUGAGAAAUUUCUUCUCGUUUGUUAAUCCAUAUACAUAGCGUGGUCACAAGUAAAUAGACACCACCUUUUCAGAAAAAAUGAAAUUUUUUCAGUCAUAUUCACAUGAAUUGAUAUAUUUAUAAUUUAAUUAAUAUCUAGUAGAUCUUCCUUUCGCUUUGUGAUGUUUGUUGUUCCUUUGGGGUAUCGUGAGAAUCAUCUCGUCAAUUUAAGAUUGUGGAAUUUUCGCCCACCCUUGCUUCAAAACUUGGAGUAGAUCGCUCUUCGAAGUUGGUUUUUUUUGGUUGUUUUUUGACUUGCUGGUUGAGUAUGGCCCAGAGGUUUUCAAUGGGGGUUCAUGUCAGGAGAUUGGCUCGGCCAGGGCAACUGUUGGAUACCAUUUUCUUCCUGCCAUAUUAUGUGUUUCUAGCAGUGUGACACGAUGCUCCAUCUUCCUGGAACAACGUUUUUUUCUUGUCCACAAAAUCCGAGGAAUAAAGUGGCAAGAGUCCUUUCUCCAGUAUUUCGACGUAUUUCGCAAAAUUUAUAUUGCCAAUGCACUCCACUAAGCUCGAUCUCCCACCAACCCAAACAGCUCCCCAAACCACCAUGCUUCACAGUUGGCUGCAAUCUGUUAAGCCAAAACUCUUGGUGAGGCAUUCUCCAGACCCAUAUCCUUUCACUGUCCGAAAAUUGAGCGAAUCUUGAUUCGUCUGAGAACAAUACGGUUUUCCAAAAGUCCAAAGGCUUCAUCAUAUCACUUUUUUCGUCUGACUAUGUUGGCAGGUCUUAAUAAGGGCUUCCGUCUAGCUGCUCUGCAACGAUAACCCAAUCUGUGGAGAAUCCGUUGAACAGAUUUCGGGCUCAUCCCACCAACUUUGGCCACUUCUGCAGUCAUUAAUCUGAGAUCCAUUUCGGUGCUCCUCUUGACAGCCCUUUUUGUCCUCUCCAAUGGACCAGGACGACCCGGACGCUGUUCAGUUGUUUCCUUGCCGUAUUUCCUGAACUGCACGAUGAUUCUGUUGACUUUCGAAAGUGGGAUUCCCAAAUUCCACCAUCUGCUUGACCAACUAUCCUUCCUCUAACAAAAUCUGACAAUUACUGUGUGGACCAUUUUCAUUUAUAUAGUGCUCUGUGAAUACAAAUUAGUUAGCAUAAAUCAGUUAAAUGACGAAAAAUUAGGUGUCUAUUUACUUGUGACCACUCAGUGUAGAUCGAUAUGAAAUUCUCACCAUCUCUAACUGGAGGUUAUAUAUAUAUAUAUGUUGUUCCAAUGUUUGAUAUUACUGAUGAAGCUUAUAUAAGGAAAGCUACAUUUGGCACCACAUGACCAUAUGAAUAGUUUUAGAAGGUUUAGGUGUUUUACUUGUAAGGACAAAAAAUAUAUGUGUCCACGUGUGGAAUACUUUUGCUACAUAUGAACUAUAUUUCAUACUUGUAUUUAUGUAAGUUUGUAUUCAUAGAUUGAAUAAUCAGAAAGUAAUAACUGAAGUUAUAAAAUAUAUAUCCCGCUUAUUAGAAAAAUAAAUAGUACAGGAUACUCAAAAUCAAUUUAGGUAGAGACAUAAAAAUAACUAAUGGAAUUACGAGGUUAAAAUCCAGUUGUCUUUCUCUGAUUAGUAGCACAUGUUCACAUGGUGAUCUUAGGCUGUAUUAUGUUUAUACAGGUAUGUGAGCAUAAGGGGUAGGGGCUGGCAUAUUAUCUUCAUAAAAUAAAUUUUGCUUAUUACUUCCAA